UAGUUCAUUUUUUCUGUUGUUGUUCUCUUGAAUGGAGAAGCUGAUUGAAGCAUCCGAUCUUCGAUUCAAAACCCUAAAGGCCUAAACCCCCGGAUAAAGCUCUCGCCCUUGAACCUGAACCGGCAUGGCCUGCAAUGGCGCCAGCUGCCAAUCCAAUUGCUACAGAGACGAGGACGAGCCCUCAGCUAAGCCGGACGACGUCCGCUCAGCCGCCGCCGCCGCCGACGAGGGCACCGGGGCCGUCUGCGUCAAGUGCAAGGCCAACGAGCCGAUUGCCGCCGCGGCCGCCGCCGACGGGCGGUUCUGCGCCGACUGCUUCCGGAGCAACCUGUUCGGCAAGUUCAGGCACGCCGUCGCCUCCAACGCCAUGAUCUCCCCCGCGGACAACGUUCUCGUCGCCUUCUCCGGUGGCCAUGCCUCCAGGGUGGCUUUGCAGUUUGUGCAUGAUAUGCAAUCCAAGGCACAGAAGAACUUUGAUGCGAGUAGGGAUCUGGAUAGAUCGUUGCCGGUGUUUGGUGUUGGGGUUGCUUUCAUCGAUGAAAGCGCUGCUUGUCUGAUUCCGUCCAGUGAAAUGGAUGGAGUACUUAGAGAUAUCAAGUUAAUGGUAUCACAACUAUCCCCACCACAUAAAGAGCUGCAUAUCUUUCCUGUAGAAAGUGUCUAUUCUGAAGGUUCAAGAGACAGCAGGGACCGGUUAAAGGAGCUACUAGAUAGAGUUAGUGAUGCUACUGGGAAAGAAGAUCUCCUGGCGCACCUGAGAAUGUUGGCCUUGCAAAAGAUUGCCUCCAGUUAUGGAUACAAUAGAAUCUUGUUGGGAUCGUGCACUUCAAGAAUUGCUAGCCAUGUUCUCUCUGCCACCGUGAAGGGCCAGGGCUAUUCAUUACCUGCAGAUAUACAGUACGUUGAUGCUAGGUGGGGGGUUCCUUUAGUGUUUCCACUUCAUGAUUGUCUUGCGCAGGAGCUCCGCAUGCUAUGCCAUCUAGAUGGCCUUAAGACUGCAGAGUUGCCUAAUGGACCAUGCUCCAGCAUCAACAGCUUGGUGUCAUCAUUCGUAGCUUUACUUCAGGAAGAAAAUCCUUCUCGUGAGUGCACAAUUGUGAGAACCGCUGGAAAGCUCACCCCAUUUCACUUUAAUAGGAUUCCAGAGAUUAAUGAUAGUAAUGUUCCUUUGGCGACCCGACGACGCCAGAAGAGGUCCAAUCUCAAGCUUAAUGGAUCCAUAUCCUCGGAAUCUUUUUGUCCCAUAUGCUACAGCCCACUAAGCAAAUCUGACUUGCUGGCUUUAGGCAGUCUCGAGACUCAACAAUCAGCCUCUGAUGUUUUUGGUGCUGCCUGCUGUUCGAGUUGUCAGUUCCAAAUACUUCCUCGGGAUGCCUCUGAUAUAGAGCAGUUCUAUUCACAUUUGCCUGAGGCACUGGUUUCCCGAGCAAAGCAAACCAAUAAAUAUGAUUUUGGCUCACUAAGGGAGCAAAUACAGGAUUACUUGCUUUCAGACAGUGAGACUGACCCUUGAAGUCUUAUACUGUUAAUAGCCCUGUUAUGGCGUCAAUUUUGAUAGCAUCAUUCUUUCGAGCAGGAGUUCAUCGCUGUUCUUGGACCUCUCACAUUUAAAUGCAUUGCUCAGUUUUACAGAUAACCUGUGCUCGAGCAACUGUGCAGAGGCGAUACCCUGAAAUAGGUUCUCAUUUGCUAGGCGGCUCUGGGACAUUUAUCCAUUAUCAAGUUUCGACCUCUGCAGAAAAUUUUGGCUGCCUGUAAAACAAGGGAAAUUUUUUUAUUAGUAUUUAAAUAUCAUUUUCUUGUUUUCUUUUUGUUCUAAAAUGUUUUUGUUCUUGAAUUAUGUAUGGGUAGAUUAUAUUUAGAAUCCCGUGCACCUUCAUGUGAGUGCUUAAAUUA
Molecule: messenger RNA, 1896 nt
Organism: Eucalyptus grandis
Lineage: Eukaryota; Viridiplantae; Streptophyta; Magnoliopsida; Myrtales; Myrtaceae
Product: cytoplasmic tRNA 2-thiolation protein 2
Exons: 7
Coding region: 125-1513 (462 amino acids)
Biological process (GO): tRNA wobble position uridine thiolation
Cellular component (GO): cytosol
Molecular function (GO): sulfurtransferase activity; tRNA binding
Source: RefSeq, a predicted model, not a curated record